UCGAGAAGUUUCUAGAAACAAAACACCUCGAAAACCAAAUCCCUCGCCAUUAACCUCAUCGAUCGGGCUCUGCGUCGGCUGAUCUCCGCGUGAGAUGGCGUAUCGGAACGGCCGUGAUCGCGGGGGCCGCGGCGGCGGUCGCGUGGGCCUGGGAGAGGAGAGAGGUCACCGAGAACGCCACUUCCGCGGAGGCGGCAGCAGGAAUCAAGGCGGCUACCAGCAUGCUAGAGGGAGAAACGGAGGAGGAGAGAACGGUGGGCGCUACAACCGCCAAGGGCCGAACGCCCUGGAAACGGAUAAGCGGAAUAAGACCGAGGAUCCUCCUGUUGACCCAAAGAUUAGCCCCAGUGAAGGGGUUGAAGUCAAACUUCUGGUGAACCACUUUACAGUCAAGUUUGAGGAAUCAACUAUGUUUCACUAUGAUAUCAAGCUAGACCAAGAUUCUCCAGGGGCUUCAGGCACGGGGCUACCCAAUGCAGAUAAUUUUGCAAAGGCUGAACUCGUCAAGGUACUGCAGCGGCCUCCACAUUCAUUGACUGUUGCUUAUAAUGGCAUGGGACGUCUGUUCACCUUUGCCGAACUGCCAGAAGGUCCAUUCACUGUGAAAGUUGGGUCACGGGCCUACAGUGCGUUUGCAAAGCUCGAGAACAAGGUGUCAUUGAGCGAACUCUCUGAGCGGCCUGUGCCUGAAUAUUUAUCGCAGGGUCUUGAUUGCAUUGUUCGCGAGGCCUCUAGCUUGGGAAAGAUUAUCGUUGGUCAGACGUUCUAUUCACCGGAAGAGGUGCCUGGGAACGAAGCAGACCCUAACACUGACCAACCAAGUGCUGUUCCUCCCGUUGCUCUGAGAGGAACCAAGCAGACCCUAAAACACACCAACCAAGGGCCGAUCCUCUGUGUGGACUAUUCAUUUAUGGACUUCUGCAAAAUGGGAGGCAGUGUUCGGAGCCUUGUUAAGCACUUGGUGAAACGCCUUGACGGCACGAUCCUUGACAUCCAUACAACUCUAGGCGAGAAACAGUUGGUGCAUUUGGAACGUCAUCUCAAGGGCCUCUACGUUACCCUGAAUUACCAGAAAUCCCCUGAAGGAAAAAGUGAUGGGACCACAGCUCGGAAGUACAAGGUUCACGGCCUGACAAAGCAGCUUGCCCACCAGAUCACCUUUCCGGAUUUCAAAUCAGGGGACCAGCGGAAGCUUCUUGAGUAUUAUCGUCAGCAGUAUGGGAAGGUGAUUGAGUAUAAGAUGCUUCCAUGCUUGAGUUUGAGCAAGAAUAGUAACAGACCAAAUUCUGUUCCAAUUGAGCUUUGUAGUCUUCAUGAAUGGCAGAGGUAUCCCAAAGAAAGUUCGCGCGAGAAUUCCAACCAGCAACCAAACAACAGGCCACCCAAAUUAUCUGAGCGGAAAAAGGAGAUUCUGCGCAUGGUAAAAGAUGUAGAUGGGCCUUGCAGAGGUCUGGGAGGUGAGCAAUUUAAGAUUUCAUUGGGCGAACAGAUGACAGAAGUCAUGGGUAGGAUCCUUCCUCCCCCAAUGUUAAAACUUAGGGGAUUUAAUGGCAAUUCCUACAGAUUAAGUAUCGAUCGUCAGCGUCAGCCUAAGUGCCAGUGGAACAUCACGAGGAAGAAAGUGGCAGAUGGAAUUAACCUCCAGUACUGGGGCAUUCUCGACUUCAGUGCAAGGCGGUCUCUGUCUCGCCGCUGGGAGGAAGCGCUUCACAGAAGAAGGUUUGUUCGUGACAUCUUCUUCAAGUGCAAUGAGCUUGGCAUUCGGAUGGCCGAGAAGCCAUGCUACGACGAGGAAUCAAAAAUGUCAGUGCUAUCGGAUGCAGGCGAAUUAUACAAGGUGCUCAGCGCAGCAAAGCUGUCUGUAGAAGAGAAUAAGCAGAAGCUGCAGCUCCUCUUCUGCCCGAUGUCUGAGCAGCAUCCGGGGUACAAGACACUGAAGCAGAUCUGCGAGACGAAGCUGGGGAUCCAGACUCAGUGUUUGUUGAGCGAAGCCGCGAAUAAAGACAACGUCCGGGACCGGGACCAGUACAUGUCCAACCUUGCUCUCAAGAUCAACAGCAAGCUCGGGGGCAGCAAUGUCCAGCUACUAUCUGACGGGCUUCCAAAGAUGGCUGGCAGCCAUUUCAUGUUCAUCGGCGCGGACGUGAACCAUCCAUCUCCCAACGACAACUUGAGUCACUCGAUAGCAGCUGUGGUCGCGUCCAUGGAUUGCCCUGGCGCCAGCAAGUACGUGCCUAGAAUCCGUGCCCAGAAGAACCGCUGUGAGGAGAUCGUGGAGCUCGGUCAGAUGUGCAAAGAGCUCAUCCAAGUCUACGAGAAGAAGAACGGUGUCAAGCCACAGAAGAUCAUUUACUUCCGCGAUGGCGUGAGCGAUAAUCAGUUCGAGAUGGUCCUGAAACAGGAGCUGAAGCAGCUGGAGAACAUGCUGAAGGCGCUCAAGGAGGGCUACUCGCCGACAAUCACAGCGAUCGUGGCCAAGAAGCGGCACCACACACGGCUGUUCCCCAAGGACGAAGACCGCAACGUGCUCCCUGGCACGGUGGUCGACACCGAUGUGGUCAACACGGCAGACCAAGACUUCUUCCUGUGCAGCCACGACGGGCUGCACGGGACGAGCCGGCCAACGCACUACCACAGGCUCAAGGACGACCACGGCUUCGAGCCCGUCGACCUGCAGAAGCUGGUGUACAACAUGUGCUUCCUGUUCGCGCGCUGCACCAAGCCGGUGUCGCUCACGACGCCCGUCAAGUACGCCGACCUUGCGGCGUACCGCGGCAGGGACUACUACGACAUUAUGAAGACGGAGUCCCAGCACAGUGAGCUGCUUAAGAAGACGGGUGGAUUCCCGAUCCUUCUGCACGUGGACCUCGAGGACAGAAUGGUCUUCAUCUGAUGACAUGACAGCCUGCUUUUCACCCGGCGUCGUGGAGCGUGGUAAGCUUUGGACAGGACUUUCACCUUCUGCUUCUUGUGUGCGCGUUCUUACUGCAUGAAGUCAAGGCCGUGGGUCUAGCAGCGGUUCUGUUGUUUGUCACCUCUCGUACAGCUUCAUACGUUUUGUAAAUGCACACAAAUUGGCUCUUGCAAACUCGUGAUCUACUGUGGACACUGUUGUGUACAGCUUGUUACUGGAGAUAUUUGCUCGUCACUGGUUACAGUAAA
Brachypodium distachyon (stiff brome) is the source of this 3162-nucleotide messenger RNA. RefSeq names its product protein argonaute 2. Gene Ontology annotation, molecular function: RNA binding; protein binding. Gene Ontology annotation, biological process: regulatory ncRNA-mediated post-transcriptional gene silencing. The record is from RefSeq and is a predicted model, not a curated record. The transcript has 3 exons. Gene Ontology annotation, cellular component: cytoplasm. Bases 95 to 2893 code for a protein of 932 amino acids. Lineage: Eukaryota; Viridiplantae; Streptophyta; Magnoliopsida; Poales; Poaceae.